Messenger RNA from Hevea brasiliensis (rubber tree), 4318 nucleotides. RefSeq lists its product as uncharacterized. The record is from RefSeq and is a predicted model, not a curated record. Bases 168 to 3764 code for a protein of 1198 amino acids. The transcript is spliced from 13 exons. Lineage: Eukaryota; Viridiplantae; Streptophyta; Magnoliopsida; Malpighiales; Euphorbiaceae.
CAGGUCCCAGGCCAAUGCAAAUUCAACCCAUGUACUUUCCGAACCUGUUCAUGAAAAAACUAAACUAAACAGAACACAGGCGCCCAUAAACUUGACGCGCGCGCACUUCGCACCGAAAACAGAAACCAAAGGAGCAAAACCUCAAACACAGCAUUUUCCAGCUUUCAAUGAUGUUGGACGCCGAUGAUGAUGGCUUCGGCGAUUUCAAGUUCGCGCCAUUCGAUCAUACCGUCCGUUCCAAUCCCAUUCUUAUGAACGGUCGAGAUUCAGCUGCUGCGACCAACGAUGACGAAGACUGGGGAGAUUUCGUCAACUCCGGUGGACUAUCCCACGCCCUAUCGCUCCCCAAAAUCUCGAAGCCCCUUGACCCGUUCGGAUUUUCUACAGAUCAAAAAGUGAAAAACAAUGAUUCGGAACCCAACCAGCCUGGAUCAGCACCUGGUCGGGUUAACUCGGGCAUGGCUCAAUGGGAGAAGCCAAAAGGAGCUUUGCCUCUUUCGAUCUUCGGGGAAUUAGAGGAAGAUGAAGAAUCAGGUGCGGGCGAUCCAUCUUUUGGCGAUGGUGGCGCUAGCUUUUUCUCUAGGAAAAAUGUUGAUUCUGUAAAGAAGGGAUCGGGUUUAAAUGUGAAUGAUUUGGUUGCUAAUUUAUAUAAACAGAGUGAUCAUAAAAUUGAGUAUUUACUAGAUUUGAAAGGAUCGAAUUCUGUAGACAAAACGAAUAAGAACGCAAAAAAUUCAGAUUUGAAUAUAAGUUUUCUGAAUUUAGGUGCAGUCGAACCUAAUUCGAAUGCACGCUCAUCAGAUUCUAGUGCGAAUUGGAUAUAUUCGAAUGCCAAUGAUUUGAACGAGAAUGGUAACGAUGAGCUGAAAUUGAAUUCACAGUUGUUGAAUUUGGAUUGGGAUACAUUGAAUUUGAAUACAAACGUAAGGAAUUCAAACAAAGAUGAGGCGAAUUCGGUUACAAAAGAGGCAAAAUCGAGCGCAAAUGGAGCUAAUUCUGUUCCGGUUGCUGACAAUGGGAAGUUUGAUGAUGGUGAUGGUGAUGGUGAUGGUGAUGGUGAUGAUGAUGAUGAUGGGUGGGAGUUCAAGGAUUCACAACCCAAAACUCAUGAGAUUUCUAAGGCAAACCAAAUCAAGACUAAGAAUGAGCCAGCACCUAAUAUUAAUGGAUUCAAUCUAAAUUUGAAUGAAUUGAGCUUGGAUCUUAAUGGGUGGGACAUGAAUGUUAAUGGUGUUAAUUCAAGUGCAACUUCAAUAAAUAUGGGUCUGGUUGAUGAAAAUAGAGAAGUUGAUGAUGGUGAUGAAGAUGGUUGGGAGUUCAAGGAUGCACAGCCCAAAACUUCAAUGGGUGAUGAGAUUUCUGAGGCGAACCAAAUCAAGACUGAGAAUGGGCCAGUAUCUAAUCUCAAUGGAUUCAACUCAAGUUGGAAUAAAUUGAGCUGGGAUUUUAAUGGGUUGAACUCAAAUUUCAGUAGUGUUAAUUCAAGUAUAAAUUCUAUGAAUCCGGGUUUGGUUGGUGAAAUUAGUGAAGUUUUUGAUGAUGGUGAUGGGGAUAAUGAUGGAUGGGAAUUCAAGGGUGCGGAUUCCAAGCCCCAGGCUGGAGAUGAGAAGGAUGGCCAGAUCAAGACUGAACCUAUGCCAACCUUGAAUUUUAAUAGGACUAGUUUAAGCUGGGAUGUGUUAAGUUCAGAUUCCAGUGGGUUGAAUCCAAGUGACGUGAAAUUAGAUGGGAAACAGUUUAUUGCAAACUUAAUUGAUGGAAAGAAGGAUUCUAGUGAUGCUGAUGGAUGGGCCUUCAAGGGUGCAGAACCAGAAUUGCAGUUCAGAGAUUUUAAGAUGAGGACUGAAAAUGGGCCAGCAGUGAAUUCUAAUGUGACUAAUUCCAGCUGGAACACAUUGAGUUUGGAUGAAGGUUCAAAUUCAAAAUUAAAUGGGGUGAAUUUGGACAAAAAGCAAGUGAAUUUGGAUUUAUUUGAUGAAAAUUAUGAUCUUGGGUGCAAUGAUGGAUGGGAAUUCAAGACUGUAGAAUCAGGAUCCAGGCUUGGAGAUGAGAAUACUAAGGGUGAUGGGAGAAUGCAAGAAAAUUUCAAUGGAGCACUUUACACAUUUGGUUUUGGCAAUGGUGUACAUGGUCAAUCGAACUUUGGAUUUGAUUUCUAUUCAAGCUAUAAAAAAAUGGAGAAUGAUAUGAAAGACAAGUUGCAUUAUCCCCAAGUUGAUGCAAAAGUUGGUUCUGAUGAAAACUCCUGGGCAUUUAAGGAUGCAUUUUCAGAAGCUGGAUCAAAGGAUAAGGAAGAGCCCAAGGUUGCUGAAGUUUCUCUUGCUGUGGAAGCCUUGGUAUUUGAUGAUGAUGUCCAGGGAAACAAGGUAAGGGCAGACAACCUCAAAGGAGCCCUGCCCCUGUCCCUUUUUGGUGAUGAAGAAACAGAAGCGGAUGAUCCUGUGAUCCAUCAAGAUAUUUCAACUCAGAAGUCCACCUCUGAUCAAAGAGUUGGCAUUAAGAGUCCCCAUUUUAAUAUUUCUAUCAAUGAUCUUAUAUCGAAUUUAUACAGUCAAGCUGAGCAGAGUCAUUUAGUUAAUCAUGAACAAAGUCUGAGUGAAAAUGAAUUGGAUUUCACCAAAACUGUGAUGUCCUCUAAUUUGACAAAUGCUAAUCAUGAUUUUGAUGAUGAUUCCUGGGAAUUUCAAGAUGCCUCUACAGGAGCCAGAGCUGAAGACCAGACCUCUGUUCAUGGUCUUCACGAGUGUCAUGCAAAAUAUUCUACCAAAAUAGAGCUAAAUGAUUAUGUGGAAUUCUUUUCCAAAUUGAAGGAUGAACUGCACUACGUUGCACUCUGCCAUCUGGAAAAUCUAAAGAAAACUCAAAGUGAUGCUGCUCUUAAUGGUGAAGAUGCAAAAGUGCAAGCUUUUGAUAAAGAAAUACAGGAUCUUGAUAAUGAACUGCACCAAGAUAGUAUUUUCUCUUGUGAAGUCCACUCAGAGAGUCGCUCACCAGGAAAUAUAUGCCUCAAUAUGUUCGUUGAAGUUUUGCAGGAGCCUGAGUUCCAAGGUUUUGAGUCAGACUGUCAUUUAACAAAGAAAUUGUCACUAGCAGAGAGUGAUUUGAGAUCAGCACUUGCACUCCUCAAAUAUGUGGCCUUGACACUAAAAAUUUUAACAUCAGUACCAAGGGAGGAGCAAUCUAGACAUAUUUCUGCAUGGUCUAAAAUGCUGUCUGUUUGUGCACAAGAACUGAGGCAUGGCGCCUUCAUCUGGAAACAGUCAUUGAAAGAGAACGUCCAUGACCAAAUAUUAUCUAAACCUCAAGGCAAGAAGUAUGUCCUUGCCCUUGGUGAAAUUUACAGAGUUGUUGAAGUUCUUCAAUCCUCAGCGACACUUUAUAAGCCAUGGAUAUUAGCAAGUUCAACAGAUCCCAUGGGCAUAUUUACUCUUCUAAGCGAGUGUUCUUCCCUAUGGUCAAGUUCAGGACUUGAAGAAGCUCUGCAUGGCAUUUUGAAUUCACCUGAUUUUGAAUAUCAUGAAAGUCUGAAGACAUUGCUAGAAUCUAUCAAGUAUAUCCAUGAUCUUGAUUCCUACACACUUUAUAAUCAUGUUGUCUCUGGACAAGGCCGUAUCUGUCAACUGUCAGGUUUAACUACCGGAAUAGUGCCAGGAAUGAAAACAGUAAUCUGGAAUGGAGAGCAUUGCUUUCUCACACUCGCUAAUUUAUGGGCAAAUUUAGUUAGCAGUGAACCUCCAAAUUUGCCGUGCAUAAAUGUUGGCUGAUGAGAAUGCUGGGACAAGUUGGAUGUCAUUUUAGCAGCUAGUUACCUGUCAGAGGCACCAUCUAAUCAAAUUAAACCAUUUGUGACAAGCCUUGUGGAGCAUAAACCAUCUGUGAUGAGGCUUCUGGGUAUAAACCACUGGCUGCAGCACUUCAAGGAUCGCACUCGGGGAUGUCAGUAUUACAGUACGAAAACUGAAGAUGUAAAUGGCCGAAUUGGAGCUUGGAGUGACCGGGUGAGGAAUCCAGGUCAACACUCUUCUUUUUUUUUUCUUUCCAAAUUUACUGGUUGCCAUUCAUUACAAGAGAUAUGCGACAUAGCAAUUGGGUGUAGAGUCAGUGAAUAUCACCCAUAUACCUAGAAAUUGAUAGGAUUGUGACAUGUAUACAGUUGCUUCUCUUUUUUUUUUUUUUUUAAUGUUGCGUAAGUGAAGUUGUAAGCAAUUCUACUAUUAACUUACCGCAUUAUUUGGAGAAGCAAAAUUGUUUGUGUCAAUUUUAUUGUAGAGGAAUGGAUUUUUGUUUGCAAUAAUUAAAGUUGCAGAGGAAUUAAUUA